AUGCUGCACUUACUCUGCGUCGCCACUGCCGCCACGACGCGCCGGGCUGUGCUUCAGCACUCCGCCGGCGCUGCAGCCACCGCCGCGGCCGCCUUUGCUCUGCCGCGCAGCAGCGCACUGGCGGCCGGCGGCCAGCUCUCGGCCCGUCAGCUGCUGUCGGACGUGCCCGUCUUUGCGAUCACCAACUCCAAAGGCGCACCGUACCUCACCGGCAGCGACAGUGCUGGCCGACGCACCGGGUCCUUUUACCUCUCACCGAAGGAGGCGCUCGAGCAGCUCGAGAACGUGCGCGCCUUCGAUGCACGCGCCUCGCUCUCCAUCCUCCCGCUGGGCGGCAUUUGGGACGAGCUGCCGCACUCGAGCGCCGAGGCGGCGCGCAUGCUCUCGGCGGCGCCACAGCCCAAGGCGGGCACGUCGACCGACCUGAGGCUGUUCCAGCUCGAGCCCAUCUCCGACGAGCGGGCGGCGGUGCGCCAGGUGCUUGGCAAGGCGGGCGCGCCGGCCGACGGCACCGUGCCGCUCUACUGGGAGCCGUCGCUGCUCAUCCAGCCUGACGGCGCGAGCGAGGCGCAGCGGCCCUACUUUUUCAGGCUGGCGGACUUGCAGGCGACGCUGGCGCAGGCGGAGGGGGCGCCCGCCAAGCCCGACUACCGCGCGCUGCGGCUGGCGGAGCUUGUGGAGCAGGAGGCCAAGGGGCGGCGCGGCGAGCCUUCGCCACCGCUCCUCGCGACGGCGGUCGGGGCGGGCGAGCCGCCGCCGCUGCUCUUCGUGGCCUCCGACGCCGCGGCCGUCGUCGAGCGCACGGGGAUGAACGGAAACGCAGCCUCGGGCGCGCCUGGCGAGGACGAGCAGAUGCAGCGGCUCGUCGACUUGUGCCUCAAGGUGCCGUUUGCAAAGGCGGCGCUGACCUGA
Emiliania huxleyi CCMP1516 is the source of this 912-nucleotide messenger RNA. RefSeq lists its product as hypothetical. The coding region runs from base 1 to 912 and encodes 303 amino acids. NCBI's taxonomy places the organism in Eukaryota, Haptophyta, Isochrysidales, Noelaerhabdaceae. The transcript is spliced from 3 exons. The record is from RefSeq and is a predicted model, not a curated record.